Acaulospora morrowiae is the source of this 1701-nucleotide messenger RNA. Lineage: Eukaryota; Fungi; Glomeromycota; Glomeromycetes; Diversisporales; Acaulosporaceae. The record is from the annotation of a GenBank genome assembly.
AUGUCAUGGGAUAUUCGCGUCGUAGUUGGCCUAGAUUUUGGAACAACCUACUCUGGAUUCACUUACCGUCAUGUUGAUGGCGAUAGAUAUAUCACAAAUGAUCGAUGGCCUGGGGAAAGGGGUCAAUGCCAAUUUAAAACGAAUACUGUACUGCAAUACGAAGAAAAUUUAACAGAUGUCAAAGCAUGGGGCUAUCCUGCAUUAUCUAAACGACCAAGUUCAAGGUCAGAUAAGAACGAGCGAACAUACGUGGUAGAAUUAUUUAAAUUACAUUUAGGGGAUUUAGACGAAGAGCAUAGACGAAGGCUUUCUACGGUUGUAGACUAUAAAAAAGCAAUUACCGAUUAUCUCCGAGAAAUCGGAAUGUGCAUGAAAAGAACAGUCGAAAGUGAGUGGGAAGGGAUUGAAUUUUUGAAACAUGCUCUCCUGGUUAUCACUGUUCCAGCGGAGUAUCCUGAAGGUGCAAAAGCUAUAAUGAGAGAAUGCGCAUAUAAUGCAGGAUUGAUUGCUGAUAAAAAGUCCGAGCAAUUACAAUUUACCACAGAGCCCGAAGCCGCAGCAAUUUAUUGCAUGGACAAUCUCCGAGAACACGAUCUAGAAACUAGCGGAACAAUUUUCAUGAUCGUCGACUGUGGUGGCGGUACAGUAGAUUUGACGACGCGAAAAUUAUUGGACAAAGAUCGAUUAGGCGAAAUAACCGUAAGAGCAGGAGACUACUGUGGAAGUACUUUCAUUGACGCUGAAUUUAUCAAGUAUUUAAGAGAAGAACUCGGUGAGGUCAUGGAUAUGCUGGAGAACAGCUAUUACGGGCAAAUGCAAUAUAUGAUUCAAGAAUUUUGUCGACACGUGAAAUUACCAUUUACAGGCGAUGAUCCGGAUUUUAGUUUCAUAAUGAAUCUUGAAGAAGUCGCACCGAUUUUAUCGCUAUACGCGAGUGAUGAGGUGAAAAGAAAAAUGGAUGAAAAAGAAUGGAUGAUUAGACUUGAUUACGCAACAAUCAAAUCAAUGUUUGAUCCUGUAGUUGAAAGGAUUCUACGCAUGAUUAGUGCUCAACUUGAUAACUGUCGUGAGAAAUGUUCCAUAAUGUUCUUGGUUGGCGGUUUCGGUCAAUCGGUAUACCUACAAAAUAGAAUUAAACAAGAAUUUCUGCGUCACCGCGUUGACAAUAUUUCCGUUCCCACGAACCCGAUCGCAGCGAUUUCCCGUGGCGCAGCAAUUUAUGGACAAAGUUUUCGCCACAUCGAUGACACGAUAAACAUGAAUGGAUUGAAAUUUAUCAUAGACUCACGUGUUUUAAAAUUCACUUACGGCGUCAAAAUUUUGUCGGCAUGGAAGCCUGGAGACCCACCCGAACGAAAUAAUGGAUUUUUAUAUCGUUUCUACACUAUCGUACGAAAAGGAACCGAAGUAAAGACUGACGAGGAAUUUUCGGCUGAUAAUUUUUGUCCUUGUUUUCCUUUUCAAAAGACUGGACUAUUUGAAAUUUAUUACACACGUGAAUAUGAUGCAAAUUUUAUUGAUGAACCAGGAAUGAAAUUACUUGGGAAACUUAAAAUUGAUUGGCCGGACGUGGAGCUUGGAACAAAAAGACCCACUACCUUUAAGUUAACGUUUGGCCGAAUGGAGAUUACGGCGACUGCGAAUAAUAGAAUUAAUGGCCAAACUUAUCAAACCACUCUUGAAAUAAAUGCAGAAGAUUAA